UUCAGUUGACCAGUGAUAUCGAUGAAGUUAACAUUACCGGAUGAAAAUAAACGUUUCGCCCGUGGCAAAUUAUACUCUCUUCACAGCGUUGAUAGUUUUGUGAAUGUGUGAACGAAAAAACACGCGAUACUCUGGUCUGUUGUUUUAUCAACGUUGUUCAUUUUUUUUUUUUUUUGUUUGAAUGAAAUUACCGAUUUAAAAAGUGUCAUAGUACAAUCGUUAAAAGUUCAAAGAACACCAGACAGAACAGUUAUUAUCGGCUAUCGGGCUAUCUCUUUUAUGUAAUUGAUUAUUGCCCAGUCAGUCUGAGAACAGAAAGAUUGUUAAGAAAUCGGUUUGCCGCACUUAGUUGUAAAAGAAAGUGUUAUGUAAUGCAUAGCCACUGACUGUUGUAACGUGCGCGUAAUAUUAAAUGAUCUGUGUAUUAUGGUACGACAAAAGAGAAAUUAUCUAACCAAAUCGUUCGACUAAUGAACUAAAUGACAUAAAAUCAGAAACAAUAAUAUCGAAUUAACAGAAAUCGUCGUCGGUAUAUUUCUGUCGUUUUUUGUGGUGAGAUGUUGAUGGUUUCACGUUUCGAUUGUACAUCAUUUACGUAAUGCAAUUCGUACCUUGGCCUGUUUCAAGCAUAAAAAUCUAUCCGCAUAUUUCAUGUAUGUGAUUAACAUUUUCAAACACACAUCAAAACACGCAACGCGCCAAACAGCAGCGCAAUUUUUGUUAAAGAUUAUUCAACGAAAUUAAGAUCUUUCCAUCUGGGUGUAUUUAUUGAUACUGUGUGUGGUGUGAGCUUGGGUAUACAAUCUUUCGCAUUGUUCGUUCGAUUUAAUUAUCAAGGUGGCACUGUUUGUUGUGUUACCGCACAAGCGAAUCCGUUCGCGAAGAGACCGUCAAUCGGCAUCUCUUCCAUCAAACAAUUCUAAAGCAAGCACAAUGGCGCCGGGUGGACCAAGAGUUGUAAAUAAUUGUGAAGAGUGCUUACGAUCACGUUCGUUCAAUAUGAAAGUGCUUCGUUGCAAAGACGAUGCCAUGGAAGAAGAUGUUAAUUUGAAUAGCAUAGUCGAUGUGUAUGCAACAAUGCCUUGGUUUGGCAUGGACAUAGGCGGCACAUUAACAAAAUUAGUAUAUUUCGAACCAAAGGAUAUUACACCAGACGAAUUGGAUCAGGAAGCGGAAAUCCUGCGAAACAUUCGCCGAUAUUUGACAAAGAACUCUGCGUAUGGUAAAACAGGGCAUAGGGACACACAUCUUCAGAUGGACGAUAUAACAAUACGCGGGCGACGUGGAUCAUUGCAUUGCAUCCGCUUUCCGACGUCAGAGAUGGUAAACUUUUUAUUAUUGGCCAAGUCGAAAGGUAUGGCCGAAUUAGUGACAACGGUUUGUGCGACUGGCGGCGGAGCAUUCAAAUUUGAAAAGGAAUUCAAAGAGGAAGUCAAUAUGAGAUUAGCAAAGUUUGAUGAAUUGGAUGCUUUGAUCAAAGGAAUACUAUUCGCUGAGACACACAAUCCAACCGAAUGCUAUUACUUUGAGAAUGCUAGUAGUGUAUCAUGUAUUUCAAAAGGCGAAAAGAAAGUGUACGAUUUCUCGCAACCAUAUCCAUUUAUUUUAGUAAACGUUGGUUCUGGUGUGUCGGUGUUAGCGGUUUGGGGACCCGACCAUUACAAACGAAUAUCAGGCACAAGUUUGGGCGGCGGAACAUUCCUUGGUUUGUGUUGCCUUCUAACCGGCUGUGAGUCGUUCGAGGAAGCGGUACAAUUGGCAACGGAGGGCGAUCACACAAAAGUAGAUAAAUUAGUGCGAGACAUAUACGGUGGCGAUUAUGAGCGAUUCGGGUUACCGGGCGAGUUAGUUGCAGCUAGUUUCGGUCAAAUGAAUUCAAAAGACAGGCAAGGAAGUGUAUCCAGAGCUGAUUUAGCCAAUGCAACAUUAGUCACCAUUACAAACAAUAUUGGAUCGAUAGCAAAAAUGUGUGCCAUCAAUGAGAAAAUUGAAAAGGUGGUGUUCGUUGGCAAUUUCCUUCGCGUCAAUCCAAUUUCAAUGAAACUGUUGGCCUAUGCAAUGGACUACUGGUCCAAGGGUACACUAAAGGCGUUGUUUUUAGAACAUGAAGGAUACUUCGGCGCUAUGGGUUGUUUAUGUCAAUUCAACAAUGAAAUUAGUUGCACCGAGACUGAGACAACACAAACGAAUUUCGAAAACGGUGAUUGUGUAAUUUAGUAAAUGGUUUUGUGACUACGUACAAACGGACAUCAUUGUGUUACAUAGAUUUUGCGUGAAUCAACGACGUUUCGAACAAGAAAACCAGAGAACUUUUGUGUUGCUGACAAUUUUGUUGUAUAAAUUUUUAAAUUAUGCGCGGUGCUUAUAUUGACAAAGUGCUUAAACACGAUUUGACGUUCCGCAAAACGAUGUUGGGCGGGCAUUUUAGAUAGAUAAAACAGUAGAAUGGGUUGGGUGUAAUAUUUUUUAAGUACAAGAUUGUAUAGUUAAGUGAACAAACAAAACGAAUUUUUUUUCUAAAUAAAGAGAAAAGUUUUUUUUUACAAC
Messenger RNA from Bradysia coprophila, 2547 nucleotides. It is a transcript of the gene fbl, whose product is annotated as pantothenate kinase 3 fbl. Gene Ontology annotation, cellular component: nucleus; cytosol. Gene Ontology annotation, molecular function: pantothenate kinase activity; ATP binding. NCBI's taxonomy places the organism in Eukaryota, Metazoa, Arthropoda, Insecta, Diptera, Sciaridae. The record is from RefSeq and is a predicted model, not a curated record. Gene Ontology annotation, biological process: coenzyme A biosynthetic process.